Molecule: messenger RNA, 1835 nt
Organism: Maniola jurtina (meadow brown)
Lineage: Eukaryota; Metazoa; Arthropoda; Insecta; Lepidoptera; Nymphalidae
Exons: 1
Coding region: 606-1352 (248 amino acids)
Source: RefSeq, a predicted model, not a curated record
UUAAAAAUCUUUUUAUCAUUAUUCAAAUGUGUACCUCCAUAUGGACGUAGGAGAUUAGGUGUUAAAGCAAAGCCUUCAUCGCCAACUAGUAUAAACGGUAAUUCCUCGUGCAUGUUUGUAUGAAGUGGUCGAGGCUUUGGUACAUUUAAAGUACCAUCAUUGAUUUUUUUCCAAAAUAUACUAUCCUUUAAUAUAGUGGAAUCGCAUUCCUUGCCAUACGAGCCCACACUGAUAAAAAUAAAUCGGUACUCUGAAUCGACAAUUGCCAUUAAUACAAAAGAAUAAUAUUCCUUGUAAUUAAAGAACAUAGAACCACUCUUGGCUGGCUUCAAAAUUCUAAUAUGUUUGCCAUCUACUGCUCCAAUACAGUGAGGAAAGUUGGCUUUUCUUUCGAAUCUUAAAGCGAUGUCCUCCCAUUCUCUCUCAGUAUCAGGCAGCUUAAGAAAAUCUGUCUGUAGGCUUUCCCAAAUGACGUUGCUCAUUUCUUUUAUUAUUUUACUUAUUGUCGAAACGCCUACUCUGUAUGAGUAAUGUAUUUCUUUGAAUGAACAUCCUGAAGCUAAAUAUCUGAAAAAAGUAUAUUUUGUUACUACAUAUUACAUUAUAUGUCACCAAUAAAUAAAUUCAAUUCUGAUAUUUUUUUAUUUAUUUCAGGAAAACUGGUUUCAACUAAAUGGAAUAAUAUACGAGAUUCAUGGCUUAAGACGGUGAAAAAACAAAAAGAUGAGUCUAAAUCUGGAUCUUCGGCCAAAAAGACACGAAAUUAUUUAUAUCACGAGCAAUUAAUGUUUUUGAAAAAGGUCUCCGAACCUCGACCGCCUCAUGAGUCGGGUUCAAAAAAAGCAAGAACCGAGACUGAAGUAGGCAUGGAAUCAGAUUUUCGUUCAUCUUUAAUUAAAGAUAAAAGAACAAUUGAUAAUAAAGAAGUAAAUGAGAAGAUGUCAAAGUUUUUGGAUUCCAGAAUGAACCCAGAAAAAGAAAACCAUCAUCUUUCUUUUUUCAAAGGCAUUAUACCAGUCUUGAACACUUUAACUAUCGAAGAGACUUUAGAAUUUCAAGCCAGCGUCCUGACAAUGUUGCAAAAAAUUAAAAGUAGGAAUUAUGAGAGAGAGAAUUACGGACAUUGGCGUCAUUAUAAUCAGAUGACCGGACCAGAUCAGUAUACUCGCUCUGGAUACUACACACAUCCUAAUCAACAGGCGACACCUACGCAAGAUCAACACUCUGGAUACUCUACAACACCUAUACCAUCAACUUCUUCCCAAAUUCCAGUGAAUCCAGUUUCGCCAACAGCAUCUACUCAUUCCAUAUACUCCCAAGAGUCAGAAUAUUUAGAUUUUGAAGGGUUUUAAAUUUGAGUACAAAUAAAUACUUAAGUGACUAAUUUGCAUUUUUAAUUAAUAAUUAUUUAUUGUCAAAAGAACACACACACACACUUUACCUUAAACAAAUGGCCAAUCUUUGUUCUGGGCAAAUACAUUCUCUAAAACUUGUAUUUCGUACUCUUAUGCCUGGUGAAAGUCGUCCCAGUAAAUCGUCAAAAGUGGUUGUUGUCAUUCGAAAAUAAUUGAAGAACUUUGAUCCGUCACUUCUAAGUUCACCCAUCAAUGUUUCAAAUGUCCCUAGUGUAAAUCUUUCCCGUAAAAUAGGAUGUACCCAAUACUUUCUUCUUUUAUUUUGCCUUCUGUACCACCACCACCACAACACAACAAUUUCGUCGUCCAUUGUGGGCACAGGUCCAAAUUCAACUGAGGUGCUUUAAAUGUGAACACUCUGUCCGGUGUCCGGUUUCCGGCAGAUCUGCCGGUCCGGCAUAGUGGGAACCCGGCCUUAGG